AUGCUCUUGCUGGGUCUAGUCCUGGUCCUUAUCCCCAACCCCAACGGUAUUGCUCUGCUGGGUCUGUGUCCUAUCCCCAACCCCACGAGUAGACGGGAGCUGAAGGACUGUCUGAUGGUGCUGGUAGAUGACCAACAGAAGCUAUCGGCCCAGAUGGCUAAGAGCACGCUGUCUGCCCUGCGUCUACGCCAGCGCCUGGUCAUCCUAGAGAGAUACCUCAUAUCCCUGAGCCACAGCAUGAUGGAAGAGAAGUACAAGGUCCGCUGGAAGAGCCCCCCCAGCCCCCCUCCACCCAUCGUAGACAACAAGAGCCCCCGGCCAGCCAGUAAGGGUGUGGAGGGUUUGGCCAGAGUCGGCUCCAGAGCAGCUCUCUCCUUCGCCUUUGCCUUCCUACGACGAGCCUGGAGAUCUGGUGACGACGCGGACCUGUGCAGUGAGCUGCUCCAGGAGUCCCUGGACGCUCUGCGGGCCCUCCCAGAAGCCACUCUGUUUGACGAGGGCACCGUGUCGUCCGUCUGGCUGGAGGUCGUGGAGAGAGCCACCAAGUUCCUCAGUGAUGUUCAUGGAAGUGGCAGUACCAAAGGCAGCAUCCCACUACAGGACCAACACCUGGCCUUGGCCAUCCUGCUGGAGCUGGCAGUACAGAGGGGCACUCUGAGCCAGCUACUGUCUGCCGUCCUGCUGCUGCUGCGUCUGUGGGACAGUGGGACCAGGGAGAUGGACAAUGAGCGCUCCACCCAGGGGACCAGCGCCCCCCUCCUCCCCCUCCUGCAGCGUUUUCACAACAUCCACAGCAGCAAGGAGGAACCCAGCCCUGAUGAGGAGAUGGAGAUCCUGGGGGCCCCUCUGAGUCCCAAUGAGAGUUUCCUGCGCUACCUGACGCUGCCCCAGGACAAUGACUUGGCUAUCGACCUGAGACAGACGGCUGUGGUCAUCAUGGCUCACCUGGACCGCCUGGCCGCCCCCUGCUCUCCCUCGCACUGCAGCUCCCCCACCUCCCACAAGGGCACUCUGCAGGAGGUGAUUGGCUGGGGGCUGCUAGGCUGGAAGCUGUAUGCCAACGUGAACGGUCCGGUGCAGUGCAAGGCUCUGUCGGGCCUUGGGUUUCCCAGAUAGUCUGUUCCGAGAGGGCUUCCUCAUCCUGGCUAGCAGUGGAGCCGUCUACACACAGAACUACAAGAGCACCACACUGGCUCCCGUGCUGGUCCACGCCCUGACCUCCAGGAAGAUAGUGAAGCUGGCAGCACAUCCAGACGGGCAGCACUACCUGGCCCUGUCGGCCAACGGAGAGGUCUUCUCCUGGGGCUGUGGAGACGGAGGUCGCCUUGGCCAUGGAGACACCACGUAUCUGGAGGAGCCAGCAGUGAUCACAGCGUUCACAGGGAAGCAGACGGGGAAGAAUGUGGUGCAGGUAGCCUGUGGGAGCACCUACAGCGCUGCCAUCACAGCUGAUGGAGAGUUGUACACCUGGGGCAGGGGCAACUACGGACGGCUGGGACACGGUGAGGCCUCUCCUUUACCUGUU
Messenger RNA from Salvelinus sp. IW2-2015, 1525 nucleotides. The record is from RefSeq and is a predicted model, not a curated record. NCBI's taxonomy places the organism in Eukaryota, Metazoa, Chordata, Actinopteri, Salmoniformes, Salmonidae.